Messenger RNA from Mytilinidion resinicola, 1021 nucleotides. RefSeq lists its product as uncharacterized. The coding region runs from base 97 to 927 and encodes 276 amino acids. NCBI's taxonomy places the organism in Eukaryota, Fungi, Ascomycota, Dothideomycetes, Mytilinidiales, Mytilinidiaceae. The record is from RefSeq and is a predicted model, not a curated record. The transcript has a single exon.
UGGCCUUUGUAGCCGUAACAACUCCAUAUUUCCUAGUUGGUCAUGGGCUGGUUGGGAUGGCGCUGUAUUCUAUGAGUUGACAGAUUCCCAGAGAAUAUGUGUGAAUGCGUUAUCAGUCAGGCUGAAAUAAAAUCACUGGACGAAGAUUUUCGUAUAUGUUCCGAAAUCACUUCCGAGGCAAACGUUCCGUUCCUGAAUUAUGAUACCUCAAAAUGGCACCGGAAAUUUGACGAAGAAGAGCUCGAGAUCGAGUACGAAAAUCUUGACUCAAAGUACUCAAAAUACCGCUACCCACGUCCGCUCUCGCUCCCUAGCAGUCCAGAUCUCAGAAUCUCCUCGCGACCGACUUCGACAAUCCUAAACAUCUCCGCUAAAGUAGCGAAGUUCUGGUUGACCGAGGAACAUUCCUUUAUGACAGAUCCACUAUUCGGCGUCAAAGCAGCGUGCAAAAAAGGAGUUCACGAAUUAUGCUACCUCGCCAUCUCAGACGACCAGCAACGAAUGGCCGGCACAAUCAUAGUCAGUGGCGCCCUUUUGCCUCAACUAGUCAACAAGAAGCACAGAUUCCUUGGACUUUCACGCUCAACACUGUAUCGCAUCGAUGAUGACCCAUCUUGGGAUCCUAUCACACAUACUUUCCAACACUGGGACAAGCAAAAACCUCCACUCGGAGUCGAGAAUGGUAAGGAGAAUCCGAGAAUCUAUGCUCAGCCGGGACAGUCUUCAUUUCUUGCGGAUGAUGAUGUGGAGUCCAAUAACGAUUUUUUUGAUAAGAGGUAUUUCAGCGAUCAAGUGUUCUGGCCGGCGGUUAAUGUCCUCUUGUUGUCGGAAGAGAAGGGGGGUGGUGUGGAGAGACUAGGCGUUGGCAAGAUACAUAUCGAUGCCUUUAACCCUGUUGCAGUACAGGAGCAGAUACUCUUGGGAUGAUCUUCCACCCUCAGAAGUGGCCAUGUACAACAGAUAAGCCGAAAUACAUCUAAAACAUCUACAACGUAAAGUAGAACGAACGACCAAGCGCACU